UGUGCUUGUCCCGGUGAUGGGACCUCUGUCUGGGAUCUGAGCGGCUCCACGUUAUGUUUUCUCAUUCUAAUGAGAUUGCUGUCGAGGUUCCUGGGUCUUUAGGCACAGAUUUCAUUGUGCUGAAUGACUGGAGCAUCUGUCACCGUGUUUGGACCUCCUUUAUAAGAAUUUUUAGAGGAAGGAGGAAACAGAUUUUCUGAUAAAGCAGAAAAUCUCUUCUCAACAUGGCUUUGGAAAUCACAUAUGCUGAAGUGAGGUUCAAAACUGAAUCAAAGUCCUCAGGCACCAACUCACUGUCUCCUGAUGCCCCCAGAGAGAAGACCACCUUUCACCAAAGCAAUUCUGGCUUUCUCAAGCUGCUUCUCAUCACAUUGUCGACAGUUUUCUUCCUCUUGACAAUCUUAUUUCUUGCCGCUUUCAUCAUUUUCUUUCAGAAAUAUUCUCAACUUCUUCAAGAAAAGAAGCCUCUUAGAGAAAGCUCACCGAAGCUCUCAGAACUGGAGUGUAUAAAAACCAAUUCAACCACAGAAGGUAAAAUUUGCUAUUUUGCCUUAGAACUCAGUUGCUGA
Molecule: messenger RNA, 569 nt
Organism: Octodon degus (degu)
Lineage: Eukaryota; Metazoa; Chordata; Mammalia; Rodentia; Octodontidae
Product: C-type lectin domain family 4 member A-like
Exons: 3
Coding region: 225-569 (114 amino acids)
Source: RefSeq, a predicted model, not a curated record